Molecule: messenger RNA, 2689 nt
Organism: Hemicordylus capensis (graceful crag lizard)
Lineage: Eukaryota; Metazoa; Chordata; Lepidosauria; Squamata; Cordylidae
Gene: LTC4S
Product: leukotriene C4 synthase
Exons: 5
Coding region: 1933-2580 (215 amino acids)
Biological process (GO): leukotriene biosynthetic process
Cellular component (GO): membrane; endoplasmic reticulum; nuclear envelope
Molecular function (GO): glutathione transferase activity; glutathione peroxidase activity; leukotriene-C4 synthase activity
Source: RefSeq, a predicted model, not a curated record
GGCAAGGAGGACAACGGUCUGAGGAAGAGGGAAAUGCUCCUUUAGAAGGGAUCCCUUCCAUGGAUGAUGAGCCAAUAUCCUCUCGCACAGGGGAUACUCUUCUGGGGGGUGGGAGCCUCCUUGUAGUGAGUGAUUCAAUCAUUAGCGGUAUAGAGAGAAGGGUUUGUGACCCGCGUGCUGACCGCACGGUGACUUGCCUGCCUGGUGCGAAGGUUGUGGACAUCACACGACGUCUAGACAGGCUCUUAGGCAGUGCUGAGGAGGAGACAGCUGUCGUGGUGCACGUCGGCACCAACAAUGUGGGGACAUGUAGUUGGGAGGUCCUGGAAGCCAAAUUUAGGCUGAUAGGUAGCAUUUUGAAGUCCAGGACCCCCAAGGUAGCAUUCUCAGAAAUUCUACCUGUUCCACGCGCAGGUACAGUGAGACAGGCAGAGCUGAGGGGUUUCAAUGCGUUGAUGAGACAUUGGUGCCGGGAGGAGGGGUUUAGAUUUAUUAGGCACAGGGAUACAUUUUGGGGCAAGCAAGGCCUGUACAAAAGGGACGGGCUGCACUUGAACCAAGAUGGAACCAGACUGCUGGCGCUUAAAAUCAAAAAGGUUGCAGAGCAGCUUUUCAAAUGAUGCCUGGGGAACAGCCGAUGGGAGCUGGGCAGUAUCCUGUUUGGCAAAAGCCAUCCUUUCAAGUGUGAGGCUGCAAACAAUUCAGAAAAAACAGAAGGGGACAGAGCAGAGCUGCACAAAGAGCAGACGGGAGCCUGUGCCAGCAGGUCAAAGAGUCAAAAGAAUAGCAUACAUCAGGGGAGAGAUUCAGCGUAUAGGUGCUUAUAUGCCAAUGCCAGAAGCCUCCGAGCCAAGAUGGGUGAGCUGGAGUGCUUGGUUGCUAACGCAGAAAUAGAUAUAGUGGGCAUAACAGAAACAUGGUGGAACAGUGAGAGCCAGUGGGACACUGUUAUCCCUGGGUAUAAACUCUAUAGAAAGGACAGGGAGGGGCGCCUUGGAGGUGGGGGUAGCACUGUAUGUUAAAGAAGGGAUAGAAUCUAACAAGCUAGAAAACCUAGGUGGACUGGAGUCCUCCACAGAAACCCUGUGGGUGACAAUACAAGGCCUGAAAGGGAACGUGCUACUGGGGACGUGCUAUCGCCCUCUGGAUCAAAACGCCGACAGUGACUGGGAGUUGCAGGAGGAAAUCAGGGAGGUGUAAAGGAGAGGCAGGGCUGUAAUUAUGGGUGACUUAAAUUACCCACACAUAGACUGGGUAAAUUCACAGUCAGGUCAGGACAAAGAGGUCAGAUUUCUAGAUAUGCUAAAUGACUGUGCCCUAGAACAGUAGGUCUUGGAACCAACCAGAGAGAAGGCGACCUUGGACCUAAUUCUGAGUGGCACCCAGGACCUGGAGCAUGAUGUCAGUGUCAUCGACCCUUUAGGGAACAGUGACCAUAGUGCCAUCAAAUUCCAGCAUACAUACAGGGAGAGAAUCACCAAGGACAUCUAACACGGACAUUUUGAAUUUCAGAAGAGGAAACUUCUCCAAAAUGAGGAGUAUGGUGAAAAGAAAGCUGUAAGGGAGUUUACUCAAAACCACAAUACUAGUAGCACAGUUAGAUUGUAUACCCAAAAGGAGGAAAGGUACUACUAAGUCUAGGAGGAUGCCAGCAUGGCUAACGGGUACCGUCAAGGAAGCCUUAGAAGAGAAGAAGACUUCCUUCCGAAAUUGCAAGGCCUGUCCAAAUGAAGAGAACAGCAACACAAACUCUGGCAAAAGUAAUGCAAGGUGACAAUAAGAGAGGCAGAGAGAGAGUUUGAGGAACAUUUAGCCAAAAGUAUCAAGGGGAAUAACAAAAACUUCUUUAAAUACAUCAGAAGCAGGAAACCUGCCAAGGAGGCAGUUGGACCAUUAGACAAUGAGGGAGUGAAAGGGAUUAUUAAGGAGGAUAUGGAGGUUGCAGAGAAGCUGAAUGAGUUCUUUGCAUCUGUCUUCAUGGCAGAGGAUACUCAACAUAUACCUGUUCCUGAACCAGGCUUUUUAGGGAUGGAGGUUAGAGAGCUGAGUCUGAUAGAAGUGACAAGAGAUGAUGUUCUAAACUGUCUGGAAAAACUGAAAAUUAACAAAUCAGCAGGGCCGGAUGGUAUCCAUCCAAGAGUCCUCAAAGAACUCAGAUCUGAAAUUGCCGACCUUCUUGCUAAAGUAUAUAACUUAGUCCUGAAAUCGGCCUAUUUUGCCAUGCAGGUGAUCUAUAGUCGGCGAAAAUGUAAAGUUUCUCCUCCUAUCACAUCAGGGCCACCAGAAUUUGAAAGAAUCUUCAGAGCCCAAGUGAAUUGCUCGGAAUACUUCCCAAUAUUUCUCUCUCUUUUGUGGGUAGCCGGAAUUUUUUCCCAUCAAGUUUUGGCUGCAUUCUGUGGAUUAAUGUACCUGUAUGCACGCUAUCAGUACUUUAGUGGAUAUGCACAUUCUGCUCAAGGGAGACUGGGUCCCAUGUACUUCAGCACUGGCAUUCUUUGCGUUCUGAUUGGAUUGUCUGUGGCAGGGCUCAUCACCCACUUUGUGCCACUCACUGCUCUGGUUUCACAAGUGAACUUCUAAGUCAGCAGUGCCUGUCUGCUGGUCGAUUACUUCAAACAUUGUGCCAUGUCUUUCAACUUUCAUUUAUCUGUUUCAGUAAAGUAGCUGAAAUCGCUCUUUUAAAAAGCAA